This is a messenger RNA of Exophiala xenobiotica, 2208 nucleotides long. RefSeq lists its product as uncharacterized. Gene Ontology annotation, molecular function: DNA-binding transcription factor activity, RNA polymerase II-specific; DNA binding; zinc ion binding. Bases 1 to 2208 code for a protein of 735 amino acids. The record is from RefSeq and is a predicted model, not a curated record. Gene Ontology annotation, biological process: DNA-templated transcription; regulation of DNA-templated transcription. The transcript is spliced from 4 exons. NCBI's taxonomy places the organism in Eukaryota, Fungi, Ascomycota, Eurotiomycetes, Chaetothyriales, Herpotrichiellaceae.
AUGUCCAAAGAAAAGGCCGAAAGAAAGUACACCUCACUGGCUUGUCUGGAAUGUAGGAAGCGCAAGAUCAAGUGCAACGGCGAACGGCCCAGCUGCUCCAAUUGUACUUUGUACGUGGUCGAAUGUGCCUACGGUCAAGAUAGACGAAGGCUAUCGGAGAAUGUGCGCCGCAGGGGCAGUAUCUUAAAGGGUACCGUCAAAAAUGUGGAAUCUAGCAACCACAUCGGCACCAGGAAUGGAGGUUCGUUAACAGUUGAAAACGGCGCGGUAGACGCGCAGCUGCCAUGGACCGAUCUCGACUUAUCGAGCUUGAUGGAUGAAACUCAGCAGUCAGGACUUGUCGGCCACGGUGCUUCCUCAUUGGAAUUCUCCGAAUCUCAGCCUGGAUGGGACAUCCCGUCCACGGCUUUUGACCCGAUUGAAGCCAUGUCUCUCUUCGCUGAAGACUCAUUCAACCAAGCAAGCACUUCCACGCCUGGUCCGACGGAAGCCGGCCUAGGAGGGCAAUUCUCGACGGACGUUGCCCAUUUCGAUUGGCAUUCUCAGGAGCGAAGUCAGGUCGUGGUGGGUAUCCCCAGGUUCAAGGUACCUGGUGACACACUUGAGACGUCUCCUCGCAGUGUAGGAACUUCAUCAGCCAAUGUGGAAGUCAGGAGCAGUCUCGUCCCGAAGUCAAAAACUGGCACGAGUAGACCAGAACGCGAUGCGGCAUCCCUGAACGACGUUACCCGUCAGCUUACCAGCCGUCUAGGACGACUACAAAUUACCGAAGGUGGACAGGCUCGCUACUAUGGUGCUACGUCGAACCUGCACUUAUUGCACGGCAGUCCCAACUCUCUCGUUCAGCCAAACAUCCGCCACGUUGUUCAUCAUGGAGAUGCGGCUAUUGCCCAGGCCGGCCUUCGGUGGCAAGGGGAUCCAAGUUAUGAAGAACAUUUGAUCAAUCUUUUCUUCUCCUGGCACAAUGCCUUGAUGUACGUCCUGGACAAAGAUAUCUUCCUCAACGAACGGCAAAGGUUCCAAGAUGGUCAGCGCACCAAUCUUUACUCGCCAUCACUGGAGAACGCAGUAUUUACCAUAGGGUCUGCAUACACUGAUCGGACUCACCCUGAAGUCAACGACGCUACGGACGAAUUUUUUGCUUUUCGGAGCAAAAUAUACCUCGAAAUCGAGAUCGACAGCCCUACAAUUGCAACCGCUCAAGCACUAUUAAUCCUUUCGUCUCAUGAAGCCGCCCAUGCGCGCGAGUCGCGCGGCUGGAUUUACUCCGGAAUGGCUGUGCAGAUUAUGACUGAUCUUGGGCUACACCUGGACCUCAAGCAGGAACAUCCUCGACUGGAUACAAGGAGUUUGACCUGCCCCGGCGAUGUUUUGAUCUUACGUCGAAAUUUAUUUUGGUCCAUCAACACAAUCGAUACGCUCUGGAGCGCACACUGUGGAAGGCCUUCACUAAUGAAGAAUCUCCGACACAACGUACAAGAACCGCUUCCUUCGAGAACAUACCAAUGGGAAUACUACACUGAUCCGUAUAGCAGUCUCAAGUUUCCCCCGGCCUUCGAUUUCACUGCGGCUGCUCAUGUUCAUGUCCAUCUAGCCUCCCUCAUGAGAAUUUUGGCUCGGGUAUCUGACGUCUUGUACUCAGGUGUACCAGACAUCUCCGACGACAUUCAAGCGUUCGUCGCGCAGGCAGACCUUGAUUUCCAAGACUGGUUGUCAUCAUUGCCACAGAACUUACAGCUUGACAUGACAGGGGCAACCCCCUUCCAUAUACCAGCCGUUCUUGAGCUUCAUUUGAGUUACCACGAAUGCAUCAUCCUACUGCAUAGGCCGCUCAUUGCUCCGGAAGAUAUGGUGUUCCGCGACACUGCUACUUCCCUCAGCAGAUGCAUCGAAAGUGCUGAGCAAAUCUGCAAAAUCCUUGUCCUUUUCCGCCGAAUGUACGGCCUGAGGCGACCACAUCACCACAUGUGCCAUAUAACGAUGACAGCCGCGCUGAUACAUAUAUUCUGUCUUUGUGUUACAGAUGGGAAGCACGGAAAUAAAGAGCGCGCACAAAGACACUUCUUGACUUGCAUUCAAGCUCUAGGGGAAAUGGGUCAGACCUACAAGAGUGCCUCCAGGGGUCUCGACGUGAUUACCUCCCUCCGUCAAAGCUGGCAAGACGACACUUUUGCUGGGAACAGGUUUAAGAGGCCGAAGCUCGGUUAA